Histoplasma mississippiense is the source of this 1554-nucleotide messenger RNA. RefSeq names its product arginyl-tRNA synthetase. The coding region runs from base 1 to 1554 and encodes 517 amino acids. Gene Ontology annotation, cellular component: cytoplasm; mitochondrion. Gene Ontology annotation, biological process: mitochondrial translation; arginyl-tRNA aminoacylation. Gene Ontology annotation, molecular function: arginine-tRNA ligase activity; ATP binding. The transcript has 3 exons. The record is from RefSeq and is a predicted model, not a curated record. NCBI's taxonomy places the organism in Eukaryota, Fungi, Ascomycota, Eurotiomycetes, Onygenales, Ajellomycetaceae.
AUGACGGCAGAUUCGGCGCCCACCGUGGCCCAGCUUUCAAUUCACUCCACCACGAGUGAGGUGUCCAAGUAUCCAAAUUGCUACCCCGCUGUCAACCCCGUCGACACAUACCGCGUGCAUGUUGCGGAGCUCGUAGGGGCGGCGCUUGGGAUUGAUUCUCUGUCUGUGUACCCCAAAAUACAAUGGACAAACUCUCUAGAUAAAGGAGAUUUAGUUCUAGCGGUCCCCGCUCUACAAAUUAAAGGCAAGAAGCCAGCAGAAGUUACGGCACAGAUUGUGGAAAACCUUCCUCCAUCAGACCUCAUUGGCACACCUGUUGUCUCAGGCACACAUAUACAGUUCUACUUCAAGCCAGAACCCCUCACAAAAACCGUUAUCAGCUCCAUUCUGAAGAACAGAGCAACAUAUGGCACAAACGCGAACGUCGGCCUUCGGGAUCCUGCUGACCCGUCAAAGGGCAAGAAGAAAAUUAUUGUCGAGUUUUCAUCUCCCAAUAUCGCGAAGCCGUUCCAUGCUGGCCAUCUCCGAAGUACGAUUAUCGGAGGCUUCUUGGCCAACCUCUACACUGUAAUGGGAUGGGAUGUGAUCAAAAUGAAUUAUCUUGGUGAUUGGGGAAAGCAAUACGGUCUCCUGGCAAACGGUUAUGAAAAGUAUGGAAAUGAGGAGGAGCUGAUUAAGGAUCCUAUUAAUCACUUGUUUGAUGUCUAUGUUAAAAUCAACAAGGACGUGGCCGAGCAGGAGGUUCCCAUUAAGGAACUCAAAGAGCAGAUUAAGCAAAAGAAAGAAAAUAAUGAGGAUACCACUGAGUUGGAGAAGGAGCUGCAAGCCAAGGUUGAUGUCAGCUAUGAUGAAAAGGCGCGUCGGUAUUUCAAGAGCAUGGAAGACGGUGAUGAAGGAGCCCUCGUGCUCUGGAGACGAUUCCGCGACUUGAGUAUUGAGAAGUACAAGGAAACCUAUGCCCGCCUCAAUAUCGACUUCGAUCGCUACUCCGGUGAAUCGCAAGUUAAGCCUGAAAGCCUUGCCAAGGCAUAUGAGGCCAUGGCAAAAACGGGAGUCUCAGAGGAGUCUGAGGGCGCUGUGAUUGUCGAUUUUGCUAAGCAUGGGGCGAAGAAAUUGGGCAAAGCGAUUGUGGUUCGAAAGGAUGGCACACCCCUUUACCUGACUCGAGAUAUUGCAGCCAUUGUCGAGCGAGAUGAAGAAUUCCACUUCGACAAAAUGCUCUACGUCGUUGCCGCCCAGCAGGAUCUCCAUCUCGCGCAGCUAUUCAAGGUCACCGAGCUUGUGGGUCGGAAAGAUCUAGCGAACCGAUGCCAACAUGUCAAUUUCGGUAUGGUUCGGGGAAUGAGCACUCGUAAGGGUACUGUUAAAUUCCUCAACGAUAUCCUCAAGGACGUUGGCGAGAAGAUGCACGAGGUGAUGAAGAAAAACACUGCCAAGUACGAACAGGUUGCGAAUCCUGAACAGACAGCUGAUAUCUUGGGAAUCACGUCGGUGAUGGUCCAGGAUAUGAGCGGUAAGCGGUAUAAUCAACGGCUACGAAUUCAACCUAGAUGA